AGCGUUGAAUUGUAGUCUUGUUCAAGUCCAUCUAGCGUUGAGCCAGUCGAGCAGAAACCACUGGAGCGUGCAGCCACCAAGAUGGAAAAUGUUUUGAUAGUGAAAUACAUCUAUAUAUUACUAUUGCUAUACGGAAUUACAUUAUCACAGAAUUGUGCAUUGCUAGAAUUUUACAACUUUAACGAAGACACUUUUGAAGUUUCCGAAAACAGUAUUGUUAAUCUGACGUUUUGGCUAAACACAUCAGCCUGUGAGCAGUCUGAUGUAACAUAUCGAAUUGAGGUAAACACCAGGACAAACACGAACACACACGAAUAUGAAGGACAUAUUGUUCAGCAGAAUGGCCAGUGUAUUGUCGUCUUACCGAUAUCUGUUGGAUGCCUCAGCUUGGCGGGUCCUGCAGUCUUCUACAAGAAAGUAAACCGAUCACAUGUGGAAAUUAAAUGGACAUGGACGUGGCAAAAUAAAGAUUCAAGCAAAUUCUAUACAUCGAGAAAAAUACUAAAACUUAACGUUUCCUAUCCACCAAGCGUUGAAAGUCUGACUGUAGAUGGCCAUGAGGCAAAUGGGACUUACCUGUUGAAUGAUGGACAGAAGGUCAACGUUUUCUGCUUGUUCGAAAAAGGAAAUCCUGCAUCACGUUUUCACUUGCUGGACCAAAAGGGAGUUAAAAUGGCAACUUCUUAUAGAGAAAAAUACAUAAACCAGUCACUUACAGUACAUUGUGAGGAUGACUGGCCAAUAAUCAGUUGUGAAGGGAAGAGGUCGAAACAAAAUCGAUCUGUGUCUUUUCUUGUCAAGUGUCCUCCUAAGUUUGUUAACCGCACUAUGAAAAUUGACAGAUCUUCGGAAAAACAAACUAUCGAACUACACGUAAAGUCUUACUCUUCAGCCACAGGUAAAUGUGUCUUGACAUCAUUGUCUUCACUCAGCAACACUGAAAGACAGGUAAACUGCAACAUAAGAGGUGAGCCGCCUGAUCUUGUCCUAAGCUUUCCCCUUGGCAACGAGAACCGCAGCAUCAAAGAGUGGAUACUAACCUAUCAAAAUGAAGGGGGCUCUGCCAACAUAACAAUAAUCCUUAAUACAUAUUUAGGUGAGUAAAUAAACAUUUGUUAUUUACUUAUAAAUUUGAAUGUAAAUAGGAAAUAAAUUUUGUGGCAGAUAAGAAUCAAACUAAAACUCGAGCAUGGAAACCUGAAAUAUAUUCUUACUUUUUUAAUGUAGACUGCUUCUAUAAAUAUGUAACAAAUUAGUACAAAUACAGUAAAAGGUACAAAUUAUUUUUAUAAAGAAAUACAUGCACUAGUAAUUGGGACAGGAAGAGCCUAUAAAACGUAGAGAAACUUGCUAACAUUUAUUUUGUCUCACAUAUACAUAACAUAUAAAAUAUGAUGUUUUACAAUAGAACAAAAAAUAUAUAUAUGCACAUAAAGUAACAGUCAUUUAAGAAUACAUUCAUCUGCCAAGCAGGCCAACAAAAUAAGAUCUUACACAACAAAUUUGAUCAAUACAGAAAGGAGUAAGACCAUAACAUGAUAAAAUGAUAUCAACACAUGCUUGGUAAUUUGUAGUUUACAUGGGACAAAAGAAUAAACAGAAAUGUUGAUUGGCAUGUUAUAUUUAAAGCAAUGGCUAAUAUAAAAGAUGUUAUAUUAAAUGGCUUGAAAUCAGAGUGCUACAUAGAACUCUGGGACUAGAAGACGAUGAUAUCUGCGGCCUUUACAGAGAUGAAAAAGAAAUUAUCCAGCAUACAUUUUGGAAUUUCAUAUAUGUUAAUGAUUUCUGGAGAACUUUACAAAAUUUUAUAUUAGACAAAUGUACAAAUGCUCCAAAGAUAACUAUUAGUGAACAUUUUGUUCUGUUUGGAUGCAGUAAUAACUUUGGCACAGAUGUUGUACUUGAUUUAAUUUUACUGUUCGCAAAAGCAUACAUUUAUUCUUGUAGAUUAAAAAAAGCCAUGCACCAGUUAGAAACCUUUAUCCAAAUAUUGAAACACAGAAAAACAAUUGCAAAAAUGUAAUGCAUGUUUAGAAAUAAAAGAAGAAAAGUUUGCUAAGCAAUGGCUACCAUAUAAACAACUUGUUAGCUAGACUAAAUACAUACUAUAUAUAUCUAUAAAUGAAUUUAUUAUUACCUAAAACUACAUGUCUUCAUAUUAUAUACAUUAAUAUUGUUGUACUGUUAGCCUAUGAUAAAUGGGAUCCAAGUUGCCUGCUAUGAUUGCUUGAGAUGAGAAAAAAACACAUACUUUCUAUUGGUUGUGUAAAGUUUUUGCACUGCUGGCUUCUUUAGCAUAUGGAUGUCAUCUUAAAAUAACUGUUAAUUUAUGUGGAUAUGUUUUUUAUUGUAAAAUAUUGAUUUUUAUCUGUUAUUUAUCUGUGAGAGAUGAUAGAUGUUAAAAAAUUCCUUUUUAAUCCAUUAAAUGUUUAAUUAAGUACAUAUCUUUCUCCACCCAGCUCCUAUAUAGUAUUGGUUUAUUCCCAAUCAUACUUCUGUCAGUACAAGAGAUAGGUCUUGACAAAAUUUGGUCCUGUUUUUUCACACACUAUGCUCUCUCCAAAUAUCCUGUCUGUCCAGAAACUGUUUACAUUGAUAAAGUGCCAAGCUGUAGGGCCGAUUUGACUAUUAUCAAUUAUUUAUCUAUUGUCAAUGAUCUAUUAUUUUUAUGUGUGGAUUUAAGAUUUUUGUUCCAGCUGUAGCUGGUUUUAUUUAUUUUUCACAGCCAUGAUAGAUUUAAUGAAUUCACAUAAGUAAGAGUAGAAAAACUAAAUACAGAAAAAAGAUAUUAACGAUGGCGUAGUGCGUUUCUUUUAUUCUUUCAUGUAUUUAAAACAUUUGCACUAGCUCUGCUACGCUAUAAGACUUGCUAUAUAAUGUGUGCUUUUCCUAACAGAAAAAGCUAUAUUUAAUUAAAAAAAUAACAUUCUUGAAAAAUCUGCAUAGGUAAGGUCCCUUUGAUCACAGACAAGGACGACAAGACAGAUACAUUCAUUUUUACCUUCUCCGUUCUGCCGAUUGGUCGAGGUAGCGUUCGACCCCACUUUCACGCUGGGUGGACGUUAGCUGGGGUGUUAGGGGGGGGGGGGGACGAAGGAGCCUUAUUGCGGACGGCGGACGCGCAAGGGCGGAAAAUGCGAACGUUCUUUCUCUUCAGACUGUUAGGAGUCAUUUCCCCUGACGUCAAGAUAGUCUUACUUAAUUUCACCGUGACUUCAAUACUUAUUUUACGCGGUUAAUAACUGACUUCCGCUGCAACAGACGACUGAGAGGUUGACAGCUGCACAACACUGUCUGUGAAGGAGGAAAAUUGGGCGAAGAAGCAAUAAUGACCAAAGCAAUGAGCUAUUGUAUGUAUAAUGUUACAUGCCAGUAUAGUCCAUCUAGCGUUGAGCCAGUCGAGGAAAAACCACUGGAGUGUGCAGCCACCAAGAUGGAAGAUAGUUUGCUAGUGAAAUACAUCUAUGUAUUGCUCAUGUUACACGAGACUGCAUUAUCACAGAAUUGUACAUUUCUAGAAUUUUACAACUUUAACGGAGACACUUUUGAAGUUUCCGAAAACAGUAAUGUUAAUCUGACGUUUUGGCUUAACACAUCAGUCUGUAAGCAGUCUGAUGUAAAAUAUCGAAUUGAGGUAAACACCAAGACAGACAAGAAUACACAAGAACAUGAAGGACAAAUUGCUCAGCGAAAUGGCCAGUGUGCUGCCGUCUUACCGAGAUCUGUUGGCUGCCUCAGCCAGGCGGGUCCUGCAGUCUUCUACAAGAAAGUAAACCGAUCACAUGUGGAAAUUGAAUGGACAUGGACGUGGCAAAAUAAAGAUUCAAGGAAAUUCUAUACAUUGAAAAAAAUACUAAAACUUAACGUUUCCUAUCCACCCAGCGUCGAAAGUCUGACUGUAGAUGGACAUGAGGCAAGUGGUACUUACCUGUUGAAUGAUGGACAGAAGGUCAACGUUUUCUGCUCGUUCGAAAAAGGGAAUCCUACAUCACGUUUUCACUUGCUGGACCAAAAGAGGGUUAAAAUGGCAACUUCUUAUACAGAAGAAUACAUCGACCAGUCACUUACUGUACAUUGUGAGGAUGACUGGCCAAUAAUCAGUUGUGAAGGAAAGAGGUCAAAACAAAAUCGAUCUGUGUCUUUUCUUGUCAAGUGUCCUCCUCAGUUUGUUAACAGCACUGUGAAAAUUGACAGUUCUUCGGAUGAACAAACUAUAACACUAAACGUAAAGUCUUACUCAUCAGCCACAGGUAAAUGUGUCUUGACACCAUUGUCUUUACUCCACAACACUCAAAGACAGGUGACUUGCAACAUAAGAGGUGAGCCACCUGAUCUUGACCUAAGCUUUCCCUUUGCCAACGAGAACCGCAGCAUCAAAGAGUGGAUACUAACCUAUCAAAAUGAAGGAGGCUCUGCCAACAUAACAAUAAUCCUUAAUAAAAAUAUAGAAGAUGGCACAGAAAAAGACCCGUUGUUUACAGACAAGAAUGGCAAGAUGGGUCCAUUAAUUUUUACCUUCUCCGUUCUGCUGAUUGUUAUUAUCAUCGCUUUAGUCAUUGUUGCUGCUCUUGUGGUAAGGAAAAAGAGAAAGGAAAAUAAUGGCAAUACAACAAGCCUUGAAGAAAAAAGUUCUGAUUUAAGAGGCAGCUUUACAGAAGACAUUUCAACUGACAGUCAUCUACAUAAUCACACGUACGUGUCAGCCUCAUCUGUUCGUAACCAAAAGAAAGGGCGAAGUAAAGGUGAAUCUUCUUCAGGACCAGUUGAAGAAACUUAUACUUCUGCGACCGAAGUUCGAGCGAAAAAACGUCAAGAAAAGCUAGGUUUGGAAUUUGUGUGGUUCAUUCAGAGGAAUUACCCUGGGAUUACUUUGAUGAAAAAGAGUGUAAAACAUCGCACGAAUGGAGAAAGAGGACUGAAUGGCCAUCUAUAUGUGGAAAUCGGAAUUGGAAAAUUGCACCUGCAGGUGAACGAACAAAAAAAAAAAAAAAAAAGGUAUUUCAUUUUUCUUGCAGAACACCUAUUUACUGCUUUUAUGUAGAAUAAAAUACCUAAACAUUUACCUGUAAAUUAAGGCAAGGUCAUAGACAAUAACUUAAAUACUCUUUUGAUGUACACAUUAUUUUAAAUGGUUCAUGAAACUCCUGUAAUUAUUGCUGAAGUUCAGAAUGCAUCCCACUAAUUUUAAAUGGGGGUCUGAAAAUCAUAUAUAUAUAUAAAUGUAGAUAGCCUACCAUUUCAAGAACACUGUGUUUACAAGCAUUAGUUAAGUAACCACAUAUUCUGGAUGACCAGCAUGAGUGCAUGGUUAAAAUCAGGGGAAAUAUAGCAUAAAUAGCAGACAAAAAUAUCUCAUUAGUAUUUCUAUUAUAAGGAAGCACAAUAAAUUUAUGGGACAGUUUUUCUUAAACACGCUUGAUUUGUAACAUGCGUGAUGCAUUUUUUGAAAAUGGUUUUAUCUGCUAACUUUGAUAAAGUAAGCAAUGCAAUUCUUGGAAAAUGAAAACAGACCCAGGAAUAAUGUGGUAUUGCUUAGUUUUCUAAUUGAAACUCGUUAAUUCCAGCUAUUUUUUAAAAUUUGUUUAAAUGUGUGGGAGUGAAAAACAGUGAGAUCUCUUGUAAAAAGUACCAUUUAAACAUCAUUCAUUUAGAACACAUUAUUAUGCAAUAUAUUUUAUGUGUCAAAUUUUAUUUUAUUCUUAUAAACCUAAAUUUUUUUUAUCCUAUGAAGAUUAUCCAUUUUCAUAUUCAUUUUUCAUUUUACAUCUGCCUUGGUGACCCAUUAGUAGUAUUAUCUCCCUUUGACCAUUAUGCAAUAAAAACAAACUAAACAUUUUGUCAUAUACAGUACAUAAAUUUUAAAAAAUGUAUUUUUGUUUUUUAAAAUGUGAAAAAUAUAUAUGUGAAUAUUAAAUGAUCAAGUAUUCAUAAAAUUUUCUAAAUUUUGUAUAAGUAAAAGAAAAUAUUUCACAAGAAUCUGCACUGAAAUAAUUGAAACAAAACUGACUGGUAACAGCAUCUUUUAGUAGCCCAAAAGUAUUAAAUUAAAGAACAUGAAAUGUUAUAGUGAACUGAUAUUUAAAUUUAAUGCAUUCUUUUAUCUAAUUGGACACCCAACCUAUACUCUUUUCAGUUUUCUGUUUUUUAUUGCAAAUUUUCUGUUAUUUUUGCUGCUUUACAUUAUUUAUAGAUGUUUUUGUGGGAUUAGAAACAUCGAGACACACAUUAUUGUAUACACUUAUAAUCACUGUAUAAAAGCAAAUUGUAUGCCUAUGAUUUAUUUGUUUAGGUCAAAGCUCACUAUGUACCAAAUUUAGAAGAUAUCUCUCUGUAUUUACAUAUUAUUGUGUAGCUGUGAUAGUUUGCACUGUACAAUUAAAUUAUCUGUAAUAAGCUUACAGUGGUUGUUAUAUAUAAUUAGUCCAUGUAUUCUUUUUAGGACUCCUCAUUGUAUAAAUAUUACAUAUUUGUGACGAGAGAGGAAUAUACAGAUGUGUGUGUACACGUAAAAUAUAUAUAAGCAUGUAACAUAACAAAGGAGGGUUUGAAAACAACAAAAAUAAAAUAUGUAUCUUUUUGUUUAAAUGUCUAAUAUUACACAAGCAAUUUCACAAGCAAUACUCUUACAUCAGUCAACAUAGUUAUUAAUAGUUGUGAUUAUAGUCAAUUGACUAAUCUGCUUGCUUAUAUUCCUCUAUAUGACACUAUCCGUCUGUUUGCUGAUUAUUUUUGUCUUCUUUGUUUUUGUCUUUUAUUACUUGUCUGUUUAAUAGCUUAUCCUUCAUAUUCUAUCCAUGUCUCCUAUUUGAUUUUAUGAUUAACAUAUUUUUCAGAAUGUUGCAUUAUUUAUAAAUAAUUAGAAAUCAAUAUCUAAUUAAAAAUAUGGACUAUUAAGCUUUUUCAGAAAGUAAAUAACUUAGUCUUCACCCAAAAUUGUCACUUUAGAAUUGAUUCCUUUUAAUGAAAUCUUGACUUUAUACUAGUGUUUAAAAAAGUCAUAAGCAGUUAAACAAUACAAAUAUAUGCAAAGUGUCUGAUGAAAUAUUAGAAUAAUGCUAUAUCUAUACAUAGCUUACAAACUUUAUUAACUCAUUUCUCAAUACAUGACUAAAUUAGAAAGAGGAUUUCUGGUUCAUGAUCAUUAAAAACAAGUACACCAUAUAAUUUACAUUUAUGGUAAUGUAUGUUUUCUUUACAAUAAUAGUUUGCAGUAUAUUUACUACAUAAAAAAGUAUAAAUACAAGUAUGUAUAGCUAAACUUAUACUGUUUACAUUCUUCAAGCAGAUGGAAGCUAGUUUUGCUGUGCUACACAAGCACACCAUACCGUUUGACACAAAUAAUGUUUAUUCUAUUAACUAUUCUUCAGAUUUCUGUUAAAAAGACUUUAAGGAAAAUGUUGGCUCAGGCCUUAUAGCAAUAGUACACAUUGAACAUGCUUGAGUAGCAUUUGAUAUGACAGGUGGAGAAUGAUGUUCUAUUAGAGUAACAAAAAGAAAAAAGAAGUUACACUGACAUGUGACUUAAAUGGGCCUCUCAGUUGGUGGGUCAAUGACACUGCCACAGGGGUUACAAUAACAGAGAAGGAAAACAUUUCCUUAUUUCCUGGUGGCCUGUAGUGAUUAUUUUUUCUUCAUUGAUAUUCAAAAUGUGGCAUGGUAGUCUUUUAUUCAAAUGUGUUGACUUUAUAUUGCAGCUGCUGAUUUUACUAGCCUAAAAGUAACAUAGUAUAAGAAAAGAGUAACAGUUUGAAGAAUAUAGGUUAUCGCUAACAGAAAUGUUCAUGAAUAUCUGUAUAUUUCAUCUUUGAAAAUCACUUCUUUACCAUAAUGUUCCUAAAUGAUUAAAAAACAUACAUACAGUAAAAUGACUCGUCUAGGGGAAGUCCCGGUGCUAUCAGUGCUCACUGGGAGAGCAGUUUUUCUCUUUCUUGGUUGGCAUAUCAAGGAGGAAGGACGACGGGCAGUCCGACAAAUAUUCGAGGCUUAAAUCAUCAGCUUUAUGUGUCAACUGGAGUACAGGUUCCCACUUAACAAAAAAGGUGGACCCAUAAGAGAAUACCAGAACAGCUGUAACAACUGAGAGCCCACUAGAGAGUAUGAGAAUAGCUGCAGCAUCUGAGAGCCCACAGGAGAGUAUGAGAACAGCUAUAGCAUCUGAGAGAACAGCUAUAGCAUCUGAGAGAACAGCUAUAGCAUCUGAGAGCUAAGUUGAUGCGCGUAUGCAUGUGAAAGUAAAUGGUAAUAAUAACGAGAGGUAACAGCACUAUGAUAGUGGAAGUACACUUAGAACGGAUAGCACUGGGACUCCCCCUAGACGAGUCAUUUGACUGUAUGUUUUUUUCACGUUAAAUAAAGCUUUAAUUAUUA
Pomacea canaliculata is the source of this 8367-nucleotide messenger RNA. RefSeq lists its product as uncharacterized. Lineage: Eukaryota; Metazoa; Mollusca; Gastropoda; Architaenioglossa; Ampullariidae. Bases 3329 to 5041 code for a protein of 570 amino acids. The transcript is spliced from 14 exons. The record is from RefSeq and is a predicted model, not a curated record.